Molecule: messenger RNA, 1135 nt
Organism: Hevea brasiliensis (rubber tree)
Lineage: Eukaryota; Viridiplantae; Streptophyta; Magnoliopsida; Malpighiales; Euphorbiaceae
Product: zinc finger protein KNUCKLES
Exons: 1
Coding region: 249-704 (151 amino acids)
Biological process (GO): negative regulation of abscisic acid-activated signaling pathway
Source: RefSeq, a predicted model, not a curated record
UUUUUUAACUGAGUACUGUUUUGGCGACCCAUGCCCCUCUGCUCCGCCGCCGCCCCAUGCACCAUGCCAACAAAAUUAAGCAAAGGGUAUUUUUGUCAAUUCGACUACGACCAAUCAUAUUCCUGCACCUCCUCUAUCUCCACGUACAAACAAAACCUUAAACCCCAUAUAAACCCUCACUCAUCAUCUUCUGCAACCACACAGCACCUCCCCUCUUUUUCUUUCUCUCUGCAAAUUUACGCUCAGAAAUGGCGGACUCAUCCAUUUACAACUUUCUCAACCAGAAACGACCCUUGCCUUCAAGACCUUCUAGAAAGAACCCUACAAACCCUCCACCAUCUUCCUCUUCUCGCCUCUUCCAGUGUCUUUACUGUCCCCGCAAGUUCUACACAUCUCAAGCUCUCGGCGGUCAUCAGAAUGCCCACAAGCGCGAGCGAGCCGCUGCUCACAGGAACAUAUCUGUGGAACCCAUGGGUCAUCGCUUCCCAUCAGAGCCAUACGUGGACCCUGGUGCAGCAUUUCUGGACCAGUACUGGCUGGACCCCAUCCAGACCCACCAGUUUGCACCUCCUGCUCAGUCUGUUUCCCCACCUCAUAAUGGGUUCUAUGGUGGCUCCACCACUUCUCCUGACAAUGAUCCUCUCUCCCCAGUAGCUGAUCUUAACAAUGACCCAGUAAACCUUGAUCUUACUCUGCGUUUAUAAUUUCUCUAGGUAGUUUCUGUGGAGAUUGAAGUUUGGAAGUGAAAAUGCGGAGAUGUUUUUCCAGAUACUUAGAUAUUAUAUGGGUUUAAGUAGUUUAUUAAAAGGAGUUAUUGAGAUUUGGAACAAUAGUUUUACUGAGACAGAUGACUGUGAAACUGAUGAGAUAUGGUUGAUGAGUUGCUGUGUGGCUGAUCCUCUCUUUCUUUAUUUUCUUUAUCUCCCAUGUUUGUUAGUACGUACUAAUGUGAUACUGUUUGUUUAUAUCAUCCCGAAAAUGCCCUUAUGUUUGUUCUGAGUUCUGGUCACCGGCCUGGAAUUUAUUGUUCUGUUGCGACAAGUUUUCAGUUCUGGAAGAGAGAGAAGCCAUUAGUAGUUUUGCUUCUCACUGACAAUACAGGUUGCUUUCAUUCCUCUCUCAAUUAAGUAGUACU